UCAUUAGCUCUUCAGUUCUCACGGUCCAGCCAAAUGGUGAUUCUUUUAGGAUAAGGUCCACACAAGACACUGAAUUCAGCCCUCAGGUUCAUUAGUUUUCUUGUUCAUUCUUCGAAAGGUUUUGCUUCUUCCAUUUCUCUAAUGGCUCCUUCUUCUUCUUCUUCUUCUUCUUCUUCUUCUUCCACCCAUCAAUGGAAGUAUGAUGUCUUCCUUAGUUUCAGAGGCGAAGACACCCGUAAAAGCUUCACUGAUCAUCUUCACACGGCGCUUUGUCAAAAAGGAAUCAACACUUUCAUGGAUGACCAACUUAGGAGAGGAGAACAAAUAUCUCCAGCGCUCCUUAACGCCAUUGAAGAAUCGAGGUUUUCCAUCAUCAUUUUCUCUGACAACUAUGCUUCUUCCAGUUGGUGUCUGGACGAGCUAGUAAAGAUACUUGACUGCAUCAAAGUUAUGGGACAUAGAGCACUACCAGUCUUCUAUAACGUGAAUCCCUCUCAUGUAAAAAAACAAACAGGGAGUUUUGCAGAAGCAUUUGCAAAGCAUGAACAAGAAAACAGGGAGAAGAUGGAGAAAGUGGUCAAGUGGAGAGAAGCUUUAACUGAAGUGGCCACAAUUUCUGGAUGGGAUUCACGGGAUAGACAUGAAUCCAAACUUAUUGAGGAAAUUGUUAGAGAUAUUUGGAAUAAAUUGGUUGGCACAUCUCCAAGCUACAUGAAGGGCCUAGUUGGGAUGGAGUCCCACCUAGAGGCCAUGGAUUCCUUAUUAUGUAUUGGAUCACUUGAUGUUCGGAUGGUAGGAAUUUGGGGCAUGGCUGGCGUAGGGAAGACUACCAUUGCUAAAGUUAUUUAUGAGCGAAUCUACACUCAAUUUGAAGGUUGUUGCUUUCUUUCAAAUGUUAGAGAAGAGUCAUACAAACAUGGUCUACCUUAUUUACAAAUGGAACUCCUUUCACAAAUUUUAAAGGAAAGGAAUCCAAAUGCAGGACUUUUUAAUAAAGGAAUCAAUUUUAUGAAGGAUGUGCUCCACUCUAGGAAGGUCCUUAUUAUCCUUGAUGAUGUGGAUCAACGACAACAAUUGGAAGAUUUAGCAGGAGACAAUAAUUGGUUUGGUUCGGGAAGUCGAAUUAUCAUAACAACUAGAGAUCGACAUUUGCUAACUUGUCAAGAAGUGGAUGCAAUAUACGAAGUUAAGGAAUUAGACAAUGAUGAAGCUCUUAAGCUAUUUUGUCUGUAUGCCUUUAGACACAAGCAUGGUACAGAAGAUUUUAGGCAGCUAUGUGGCCAUGCACUAGAUUAUACUAGUGGCCUCCCGUUAGCCCUUAAAGUCUUGGGUUCUUCUCUAUACACAAAAGGCAUACAUGAAUGGAAGAGUGAAUUGGACAAACUCAAACAAUUCCCCAACAAAGAAGUUCAAAAUGUGCUCAAAACAAGUUUUGAAGGGUUAGAUGACAAUGAACAAAAUAUAUUUCUUGAUAUUGCAUUCUUUUAUAAAGGGCAUGAUAAAGAUUUUGUUGGAGACAUACUAGAUAGUUGUGGUUUCUUCUUUGGCAUUGGGAUAAGAAAUCUUGAAGAUAAGUCACUGAUAACUAUUUCGGAGAAUAAGUUGUGCAUGCAUGAUUUAUUACAAGAAAUGGGUUGGGAAAUUGUUAGACAAAAAUCUGAAGUACCUGGCGAGCGUAGCAGGUUAAGAGUUCAUGAGGAUAUCAAUCAUGUACUAACAACAAAUACGGGGACUGAAGCAGUUGAAGGCAUAUUCCUUGAUUUGUCUGCAUCAAAAGAGUUAAACUUUAGUAUUGACGCCUUUGCAAAGAUGAAGAGAUUAAGAUUGCUCAAAAUCUGUAAUGUGCAAAUAGAUAGAAGCUUGGGAUAUUUGUCAGAAAAAGAGUUAAUCGCCUAUACUCAUGAUGUUUGGACAGAGAGGAAUUAUUUGUACACUCAAAAUAAAUUGCACCUAUAUGAAGAUUCCAAAUUUCUAUCCAACAACUUAAGAGAUCUCUAUUGGCAUGGAUACCCUUUGAAGUCCUUUCCAUCAAAUUUUCAUCCAGAGAAGCUUGUUGAGCUAAACAUGUGCUUUAGUCGACUUAAACAACUGUGGGAAGGGAAAAAGGGAUUUGAGAAGUUGAAAUCCAUCAAACUUAGCCACUCUCAACAUCUAACCAAAUCUCCAGACUUCUCUGGAGCGCCAAACCUUAGGAUAUUAAUUCUCAAAGGUUGUACAAGUUUGGUCGAGGUUCACCCAUCUAUUGGAGCUCUCAAGAAGCUUAUUUUCCUGAAUUUAGAAGGCUGCAAAAAACUCAAGAGUUUCUCAAGCAGCAUCCAUAUGGAGUCUCUCCAAAUUCUUACUCUCUCUGGCUGCUCAAAACUGAAGAAGUUUCCAGAGGUCCAAGGGAAUAUGCAACAUCUACCAAAUCUUUCUUUAGAAGGGACUGCUAUAAAAGGAUUGCCCUUGUCCAUUGAAAAUCUCACUGGACUUGCUUUAUUAAAUCUGAAAGAGUGCAAAAGCCUUGAGUCAUUACCCAGAAGCAUUUUUAAGUUGAAGUCCCUGAAAACUCUCAUUCUUUCAAACUGCACAAGACUUAAGAAGCUUCCAGAGAUCCAGGAAAACAUGGAGAGUUUGAUGGAGCUUUUUCUAGAUGGGAGUGGUAUAACAGAACUGCCUUCCUCAAUUGGGUGCCUAAAUGGGCUUGUUUUGUUGAAUCUGAAGAAUUGUAAAAAACUUGCAAGUCUUCCGCAAAGCUUUUGUGAGUUGACAUCUCUUAGGACUCUUACUCUCUGUGGUUGCUCAGAGCUGAAGGAAUUGCCAGAUGACUUGGGGAGCCUACAAUGUUUAGCAGAGCUGAAUGCAGAUGGAAGUGGUAUACAAGAGGUUCCACCCUCUAUUACUCUUUUGACAAACCUUCAAAAAUUAUCAUUAACAGGAUGUAAAGGAGGGGAAUCCAAGUCAAGGAAUAUGGUCUUCUCUUUCCACUCAUCACCAACAGAAGAAUUGCGACUGCCUUCUUUCUCGGGUUUAUACUCCUUGAGAGUGUUAAUUCUACAACGUUGCAACCUAUCGGAAGGAGCAUUGCCCAGUGAUCUUGGGUCCUUACCCUCAUUGGAAAGGUUAGAUCUGAGCAGGAACAGUUUCAUUACCAUACCUGCUAGCCUCAGUGGACUUUCUCGGCUGCGAAGUCUCACAUUAGAAUACUGCAAGAGUCUUCAAUCAUUGCCAAAGCUUCCAUCAAGUGUUGAAAGUUUAAAUGCCCAUAGUUGCACAUCCCUGGAAACCUUCUCAUGUUUAUCAAGUGCAUACACAUCCAAGAAGUUCGGGGAUCUCAGAUUUAAUUUCACUAAUUGCUUUAGGCUAGGAGAGAAUCAAGGCAGUGACAUUGUGGGAGCUAUAUUAGAGGGAAUCCAGCUUAUGUCAUCAAUACCAAAAUUUCUGGUGCCAGAUUGGAGGAUCCCUACUCCAGACAAUGAACAUAAUGCUUUGGUUCCUGGAUGUAGAAUUCCAGAGUGGUUCAGGCAUCAGAGUGUAGGGUGUUCUGUAAAUAUAGAGCUGCCUCCACAUUGGUAUAAUACCAAGUUGAUGGGAUUGGCUUUUUGUGCUGCUCUCAAUUUCAAGGGUGCUAUGGAUGGGUACCCCGGUACAGAACCGUCACCCUUUGGUUUAGUUUGUUAUCUGAAUGAUUGUUAUGUGGAGACUGGCCUGCACUCAUUGUAUACUCCACCUGAAGGAUCCAGAUUUAUUGAGUCAGAUCACACGUUGUUUGAGUAUAAAUCUCUUGCUCGACUAGAGAUCUGCCUCGGUAAUUGGUUCAGAAAGCUAAGCGACAAUGUGGUUGCUUCAUUUGCAUUGACGGGCUCAGAUGGUGAGGUGAAAAAGUGUGGGAUUCGUCUAGUAUACGAGGAAGAUGAGAAAGAUGGCGGAUGCAGCUUUCCUUUCGGCACCACGUGGCCGGGAGAUGGAGAUGGAGAUGACUCUAACUACAAAAAAGGUCUUCUGAUGGACCCUUCGGCUCCUGCAAAAUUGGAUUCCCUCUAUAUGGACCCUUCGGCUCCUCCAAAAUUGGAUUCCCUCUAUCCCCUCCAUCUCCUAUGCUCCCCCUGUAAGCUUCGAAACCUUCUCAUACUCUUGAAGCCUUUGGCAAUCAAACAUUGGAUUUUGGAAAUAUUUUAUUGUCCACACAAGACACUGAAUUCAGCCCUCAGGUUCAUUAGUUUUCUUGUUCAUUCUUCGAAAGGUUUUGCUUCUUUCAUUUCUCUAAUGGCUCCUUCUUCUUCUUCUUCUUCUUCUACUUCUUCUUCUUCUUCUUCCACCCAUCAAUGGAAGUAUGAUGUCUUCCUUAGUUUCAGAGGCGAAGACACCCGUAAAAGCUUCACUGAUCAUCUUCACACGGCGCUUUGUCAAAAAGGAAUCAACACUUUCAUGGAUGACCAACUUCGGAGAGGAGAACAAAUAUCUCCAGCGCUCCUUAACGCCAUUGAAGAAUCGAGGUUUUCCAUCAUCAUUUUCUCUGACAACUAUGCUUCUUCCAGUUGGUGUCUGGACGAGCUAGUAAAGAUACUUGACUGCAUCAAAGUUAUGGGACAUACAGCACUACCAGUCUUCUAUAACGUGAAUCCCUCUCAUGUAAAAAAACAAACAGGGAGUUUUGCAGAAGCAUUUGCAAAGCAUGAACAAGAAAACAGGGAGAAGAUGGAGAAAGUGGUCAAGUGGAGAGAAGCUUUAACUGAAGUGGCCACAAUUUCUGGAUGGGAUUCACGGGAUAGGCAUGAAUCCAAACUUAUUGAGGAAAUUGUUAGAGAUAUUUGGAAUAAAUUGGUUGGCACAUCUCCAAGCUACAUGAAGGGCCUAGUUGGGAUGGAGUCCCGCCUAAAGGCCAUGGAUUCCUUAUUAUGUAUUGGAUCACUUGAUGUUCGGAUGGUAGGAAUUUGGGGCAUGGCUGGCAUAGGGAAGACUACCAUUGCUAAAGUUAUUUAUGAGCGAAUCUACACUCAAUUUGAAGGUUGUUGCUUUCUUUCAAAUGUUAGAGAAGAGUCAUACAAACAUGGUCUACCUUAUUUACAAAUGGAACUCCUUUCACAAAUUUUAAAGGAAAGGAAUCCAAAUGCAGGACUUUUUAAUAAAGGAAUCAAUUUUAUGAAGGAUGUGCUCCACUCUAGGAAGGUCCUUAUUAUCCUUGAUGAUGUGGAUCAACGACAACAGUUGGAAGAUUUAGCAGGAGACAAUAAUUGGUUUGGUUCGGGAAGUCGAAUUAUCAUAACAACUAGAGAUCGACAUUUGCUAACUUGUCAAGAAGUGGAUGCAAUAUACGAAGUUAAGGAAUUAGACAAUGAUGAAGCUCUUAAGCUAUUUUGUCUGUAUGCCUUUAGACAUAAGCAUGGUACAGAAGAUUUUAGGCAGCUAUGUGGCCAUGCACUAGAUUAUACUAGUGGCCUCCCGUUAGCCCUUAAAGUCUUGGGUUCUUCUCUAUACACAAAAGGCAUACGUGAAUGGAAGAGUGAAUUGGACAAACUCAAACAAUUCCCCAACAAAGAAGUUCAAAAUGUGCUCAAAAUAAGUUUUGAAGGGUUAGAUGACAAUGAACAAAAUAUCUUUCUUGAUAUUGCAUUCUUUUAUAAAGGGCAUGAUAAAGAUUUUGUUGGAGACAUACUAGAUAGUUGUGGUUUCUUCUUUGGCAUUGGGAUAAGAAAUCUUGAAGAUAAGUCACUGAUAACUAUUUUGGAGAAUAAGUUGUGCAUGCAUGAUUUAUUACAAGAAAUGGGUUGGGAAAUUGUUAGACAAAAAUCUGAUGUACCUGGCGAGCGUAGCAGGUUAAGAGUUCAUGAGGAUAUUAAUCAUGUACUAACAACAAAUACGGGGACUGAAGCAGUUGAAGGCAUAUUCCUUGAUUUGUCUGCAUCAAAAGAGUUAAACUUUAGUAUUGACGCCUUUACAAAGAUGAAGAGAUUAAGAUUGCUCAUAAUCUGUAAUGUGCAAAUAGAUAGAAGCUUGGGAUAUUUGUCAAAAAAAGAGUUAAUUGCCUAUACUCAUGAUGUUUGGAUAGAGAGGAAUUAUUUGUACACUCAAAAUAAAUUGCACCUAUAUGAAGAUUCCAAAUUUCUAUCCAACAACUUAAGAGAUCUCUAUUGGCAUGGAUACCCUUUGAAGUCCUUUCCAUCAAAUUUUCAUCCAGAGAAGCUUGUUGAGCUAAACAUGUGCUUUAGUAGACUUAAACAACUGUGGGAAGGAAAAAAGGGAUUUGAGAAGUUGAAAUCCAUCAAACUUAGCCACUCUCAACAUCUAACCAAAAUACCAGACUUCUCUGGAGUGCCAAACCUUAGGAGACUAAUUCUCAAAGGUUGUACAAGUUUGGUCGAGGUUCACCCAUCUAUUGGAGCUCUCAAGAAGCUUAUUUUCCUGAAUUUAGAAGGCUGCAAAAAACUCAAGAGUUUCUCAAGCAGCAUCCAUAUGGAGUCCCUUCAAAUUCUUACUCUCUCUGGCUGCUCAAAACUGAAGAAGUUUCCAGAGGUCCAAGGGAAUAUGGAACAUCUACCAAAUCUUUCUUUAGAAGGGACUGCUAUAAAAGGAUUGCCCUUGUCCAUUGAAAAUCUCACUGGACUUGCUUUGUUAAAUCUGAAAGAGUGCAAAAGCCUUGAGUCACUACCCAGAAGCAUUUUUAAGUUGAAGUCCCUGAAAACUCUCAUUCUUUCAAACUGCACAAGACUCAAGAAGCUUCCAGAGAUUCAGGAAAACAUGGAGAGUUUGAUGGAGCUUUUUCUAGAUGGGAGUGGUAUAAUAGAACUGCCUUCCUCAAUUGGGUGUCUAAAUGGGCUUGUAUUUUUUAAUCUGAAGAAUUGUAAAAAACUUGCAAGUCUUCCGCAAAGCUUUUGUGAGUUGACAUCUCUUAGGACUCUUACUCUCUGUGGUUGCUCAGAGCUGAAGGAAUUGCCAGAUGACUUGGGGAGCCUACAAUGUUUAGCAGAGCUGAAUGCAGAUGGAAGUGGUAUACAAGAGGUUCCACCCUCUAUUACUCUUUUGACAAACCUUCAAAUAUUAUCAUUAGCAGGAUGUAAGGGAGGGGAAUCCAAGUCAAGGAAUAUGAUCUUCUCUUUCCACUCAUCACCAACAGAAGAAUUGCGACUGCCUUCUUUCUCGGGUUUAUACUCCUUGAGAGUGUUAAUUCUACAACGUUGCAACCUAUCGGAAGGAGCAUUGCCCAGUGAUCUUGGGUCCAUACCCUCAUUGGAAAGGUUAGAUCUGAGCAGGAACAGUUUCAUUACCAUACCUGCUAGCCUCAGUGGACUUUCUCGGCUGCGAAGUCUCACAUUAGAAUACUGCAAGAGUCUUCAAUCAUUGCCAGAGCUUCCAUCAAGUGUUGAAAGUUUAAAUGCCCAUAGUUGCACAUCCCUGGAAACCUUCACAUGUUCAUCAAGUGCAUACACAUCCAAGAAGUUCGGGGAUCUCAGAUUUAAUUUCACUAAUUGCUUUAGACUAGGAGAGAAUCAAGGCAGUGACAUUGUGGGAGCUAUAUUAGAGGGAAUCCAGCUUAUGUCAUCAAUACCAAAAUUUCUGUUGCCAGAUCGGGGGAUCCCUACUCCACACAAUGAAUAUAAUGCUUUGGUUCCUGGAAGUAGAAUUCCAGAGUGGUUCAGGCAUCAGAGUGUAGGGUGUUCUGUAAAUAUAGAACUGCCUCAACAUUGGUAUAAUACCAAGUUGAUGGGAUUGGCUUUUUGUGCUGCUCUCAAUUUCAAGGGUGCUAUGGAUGGGUACUCCGGUACAGAACCGUCAUCCUUUGGUUUAGUUUGUUAUCUGAAUGAUUGUUUUGUGGAGACUGGCCUGCACUCAUUGUAUACUCCACCUGAAGGAUCCAAAUUUAUUGAGUCAGAUCACACGUUGUUUGAGUAUAUAUCUCUUGCUCGACUAGAGAUCUGCCUCGGUAAUUGGUUCAGAAAGCUAAGCGACAAUGUGGUUGCUUCAUUUGCAUUGACGGGCUCAGAUGGUGAGGUGAAAAAGUGUGGGAUUCGUCUAGUAUACGAGGAAGACGAGAAAGAUGGCGGAUGCAGCUUUCCUUUCGGCACCACGUGGCCGGGAGAUGGAGAUGGAGAUGACUCUAACUACAAAAAAGGUCUUCUGAUGGACCCUUCAGCUCCUCCAAAAUUGGAUUCCCUCUAUACGGACCCUUCGGCUCCUCCAAAAUUGGAUUCCCUCUAUCCCCUCCAUCUCCUAUGCUCCCCCUGUAAGCUUCGAAACCUUCUCAUACUCUUGAAGCCUUUGGCAAUCAAACAUUGGAUUUUGGAAAUAUUUUAUUGA
Messenger RNA from Vitis riparia (riverbank grape), 8274 nucleotides. Its product is annotated as probable disease resistance protein At4g19520. The record is from RefSeq and is a predicted model, not a curated record. Gene Ontology annotation, biological process: defense response; signal transduction. The coding region runs from base 142 to 8274 and encodes 2710 amino acids. The transcript is spliced from 10 exons. NCBI's taxonomy places the organism in Eukaryota, Viridiplantae, Streptophyta, Magnoliopsida, Vitales, Vitaceae. Gene Ontology annotation, molecular function: ATP hydrolysis activity; protein binding; ADP binding.